Messenger RNA from Schistosoma rodhaini, 3442 nucleotides. Lineage: Eukaryota; Metazoa; Platyhelminthes; Trematoda; Strigeidida; Schistosomatidae. The record is from the annotation of a GenBank genome assembly.
GAGUAAUUUCUCAUAAGUUUAACAGAAUAUUCGCUGGACAUUCGCUUUUCGUCCUCUCACUUUCGUAAACAACACCCCCGCCACGAGAAGGCAGUGAGUAGGACUUCCCUGGCGGAGGCUAUAUAUUCGCUGGCCAUAUGAGAGCAUUUCGAGAGGGAGAGGAGACUCUCCCCACUCUCGGCCGUACCAGGGCAUUUGGGGGCUUGUCCUGCCCCCCAUGGCCGGUGACGACUGAUCCACCAAACGAGGCGGAAGUCCGCAAGGAACUCCAACUCUUGAAGCGCUACAAAUCACCUGGCCCAGAUGACUUACCUCCGGCUCUUUUUAAAGAUGGUGGCGACUUUCUGACUAAGGAAUUGACUGUGUUGUUUGGAAAGGUUUGGGAGCAAGAAAGUGUUCCAACAUCUUGGAAUGAGUCAAUAGUCGUCCCUAUCUUUAAAAAGGGUUCGCGUUGUUCCUGCAAUAACUAUCGGGGGAUAAGUAUACUUCCGAUUGCGUCCAAACUAUUGGCUUCUAUCAUUCUUCGUAGGUUGUUUAAAACCCGAGAACGAUUGACUCGCGAGGAGCAGGCUGGUUUUCGUUCUGGUCGAGGAUGCAUUGAUCACAUCUUCACCCUCCGCCAAAUGUUAGAACACCGUCAUACUUAUCGCAGGCCAACAAUCGUAGUGUUUCUUGAUAUCAGGGCUGCCUUCGAUUCGUUGGACAGGACUGUUCUCUGGGAUUGUCUAUUGAAGUUGGGUGUGCCUGAGAAGUUCAUUAACAACUUAAAGGCCCUGUACACGAACACCUCAGGCAGAGUGAGGGCAUACAACCACCUUUCUCCCUUGUUCCAUUCGAGCAGUGGGGUUAGGCAGGGUUGCCCGAUCUCACCAUUCCUCUUCAACUUUGCCAUCGACGACAUCUUGGAAACAGCUCUGAUGGAUGUAAGUAAUGGCGGUGUGGAUAUGUUGCCUGGAGAACGACUUCUCGACCUUGAGUAUGCGGAUGAUAUUGUCUUACUGUGCGAUAAUGCCCAAGGCAUGCAAUCAGCACUUAAUCAGUUGGCAAUCAGUGUCCGCAGGUAUGGCAUGUGCUUUGCACCCUCCAAGUGCAAAGUACUUCUACAAGACUGGCAGGAUUCUAAUCCUGUACUCACCCUGGAUGGUGAGCAGAUAGAAGUAGUUGAGAAGUUCGUGUAUCUAGGUAGCUAUAUAAGUGCUGGUGGUGGCGUGAGUGAUGAGAUUGAUGCACGUAUAAGGAAAGCCAGAUCGGCUUAUGCCAAUCUGGGCCAUCUUUGGCGCCUUCGUGAUGUUAGUCUGGCUGUAAAAAGUCGGAUUUACAACGCGUCGGUGAGAGCAGUUUUGCUCUAUGCUUGUGAAACCUGGCCUCUCCGAGUUGAGGAUGUUAGACGUCUCUCUGUGUUUGAUCAUCGUUGUCCUCAAAGGAUUGCUGACAUCCAGUGGCAACACCAUGUUAGUAAUGCAGAGGUUCGGCAUCGUGUGUUCGGGCACAGAGACGAUAAUUCAAUUGGUGUCACCAUCUUGAAACACUGACUUCGGUGGCUUGGACAUGUUUUACGAAUGUCGUCCCAGAGACUUCCACGUCGUGCAUUAUUUGCCGACCCUGGGACUGGUUGGAAAAAGCGGAGAGGAGGUCAGUGUAUGACAUGGUGUCGUGGCAUGAAAGAGAGCUGCAAAGGGCUAGCUUCUGUUGGUCCUUCACGACUCCCUGGUUGGGGUCCGAGAGAUGGUGCAACACAAUGGCUAGAGACGUUAUCAGAUAUGGCUCAGAAUAGAAACCAGUGGCGAUCCUGCUGCAACCUUCUUUUACUUUCUACAUAAAGUAUGGUUCUUACUUUCCUAACUGAAAGAGUCUUCUGGUUGUACAUUUUAGUCCGCCUUAUCUUUUCAUCCCUUCUCUUCCUACUUUCAUUAUUUUGUGUGACGCAUAUGUACCUGGUGCCCUUUUGUACCAAUAUAUAUGUGUUUGAAUAAAUAAAUAAAUAACAAAAUAUCGUUACAGCAAUUUACAACAUGAUCUUAAGUAUACUAACUGACAAUGUUUCGAACUGUCAGCAAAGUUAGUCAAAAUUGUGGAAUCUCACUACCGCGUCGUAGUUUUCUCCAUAAGUAACAUUCUAGAAACAGUCAUAAAGGAAGUACAUGACGAUGAUGUAAAUCGGAUUACGAGUAAAAAAGUCUGGUAUCAUCAAGUAUAUCGUUUUACUGUAUGGUAUCAUGAAGUCUAUCUGAAUCUAACUUAAUCAAUUGGUGAUAAGCAACUGGAAUUAUUAUGUGCUUCAUAUUAUCAAAGUGAGAACUACAUUUUCAAAAACCGGAAACAACUUGUAUUUUCACUCUUGAUCAUGGUGAGUCGUUGUAAAUAGUCAAGAGAUUGUUCGACAGAUGUUAUCAAUAUGUACAUUGAAAGUAACUUAAGAUAAUUCAUGUCAAUCUCUACCAUAUAGUCGUAACGGUUCUAAUUCAUACUCUUGCACUGGUAAGGUCUAUAUUAUGAUCACAAAAACUUCCCAGUCAUUGUCUUUGAUUUAAUGUUUAACAAGUUUGUAUUAGAACAAUCUUAUUGUUGUUCCUGAGUGAACACUCACAUUCGUUGAUGAAAUUAUUUGAGUGAUUUAAAUUAACUCUAUGAAUGUAUGCCUCAAUACCUAUAUAAUUUAUCAAACAUUUUUGAGAAUAGUACCGAAUGAAAGUGAUAUUAAUAUUGUCGUAAUAACCCAAUGAGAAGAUGAAGGUCUUCAGAACUAUGUACUGAACACAUAUCUAAAUGAGUACAAAAACAAAUCAACUCGAAUGGUUCAAUUAGAUUACAGGAUAAAAAGUAUCUUCCUCCAUUCCGAAACAUUUGAUUGAGACGGGUUAUAGGGUUGAUAUUAAAUCAGCCUCUAUGGUGUUAUAUAAUGGUGUUCAAGGACGUAUAUUAAAGGCUUAUUGGAACCUUGGUUAUACAAAGAUUGAAACCCCCUUUUAUGUGUUUAUAAACAGUCUGUGCUUACCCCUAACCUUUACUGGUACUAGUGAUUUGUCAUUCAGGCUGGUUUUCACAUUGUAUACUCUAUUGUUGUUAUUAUUAUAUGUUUCCUUUUACCUUCUUAUUUGCCUAGUUAACCAUUUAUUUUUUCGUAAUAUGAUGUGUUAUCAGAUUGUUUGAAAUGCCUUGUAAAAAUAUGUCAUAUAGUUCCCAUAAUCUUCGUCUUCUUAUUGUACUAUCCAAAUUUGUCAAAGGGAUUAACUGAUUUAAAAGCUUUAAUAAUAUUCGUGAUCCUGGAAUCCAAAUUCCAAUUCUUUAUGUUUAGUAACAUUCAGCUAAAUAAAGGAAGGAAAUUUAUUUACAUUCCGUUUUAUAUUAUAUUUCAAAAGAAUGACAGUGUUAGUACACACCAAAGAUUGAUUAAUUAUUGGUAUAUAUAUAUAUAUAGUCCAUUAUUUAUUUUUUACAAGCU